AUGGGCGGUGCCGUCAACGUCGAGGGCAACGUGACCCCCGUCGCCGAGUUUAACUGCUACGCCGACACCGUUGCCGCCGCCCGCGUCUACGCCCUGACCUCGCCCAACCCGGCCUCGACCAUGCCCCCCGUCAUCCACGGCAAAUCGGUCUUGCCUCCUUACCCCGCCAAGCUUUCCAAGCAGCUCAAGCUGACCCUCUUCCCUCUCGACAUCACCACCCCACUCGCGCUGAGGAAGAACUACUUCUACAAGACCAUCCAGCCCAUUACCCAGUCUGGCAGCCCGCUUGCGCUGUGGAUCGAAACCUUCAUGACGGGUAUCUUCAACAAGGUCGAAACCAUGCUCGGCGACGGCAGCGAGCCCGACCUGUCCCUUCACGACCCGUCGUGCAUUUGGUACAUGCUGACUCAGGACGAUCCUGCAUGGACACCCGUACCAAAGCCGGAGGAUAUCAGAAUCGAGACCUCCGGCCAGUGGACCAGGGGCAUGCACGUGGUCGACAGGCGACAGAGGGCGAAGCCGGGUGAGGAGUCAAGCAAGGUGGAGACGCACCCGUCGGACCCUCUGGAUGCGACCACCUUCGACGAGGUCCCCGGAGACGACAUGGGCUGGCUGAGCGUGAACAAGGGCAACAGGAUCAACAGGAUGGUCAAGACGCCCGGCGACGAGAAGUUUGCCGCCAUCUUGAUGGAUAGGCUAUUUGGUUAA
Sordaria macrospora k-hell is the source of this 708-nucleotide messenger RNA. RefSeq lists its product as uncharacterized. Gene Ontology annotation, biological process: purine nucleoside catabolic process. The record is from RefSeq and is a predicted model, not a curated record. Gene Ontology annotation, cellular component: cytosol. Gene Ontology annotation, molecular function: purine nucleosidase activity. NCBI's taxonomy places the organism in Eukaryota, Fungi, Ascomycota, Sordariomycetes, Sordariales, Sordariaceae.